AAUCUAUUUAUCACGAUAAUACAGAUCGUGAAAAAUGUGCAUAUUUCUGAGGCUCCCCGUCGUCCCUGACAAAUCGCGUGGACCUUAUUUUCGAAAACAAAAAGCAAACAACGCGUGCUUUUUGUUGAAUCGGGCGAACUUGCAACGGUUCAAUAAUUCCUUCCUUGGCGAAUGUGUUCGCCAUGGAAGCACUUAAGUCUGGAUUUCUUGUGUGGCACCCUUCUCUCCCAGGUGUUCGGAAUUACAGCCAACGCACUGCUUUCUGUUUUGCAUCAACAAAUGUGGCACCCGACAAAAGGGUUUUUGCCUUCUCAGAUUGUUUGCUUCACCAUUCCAUUUCAACGUUUUUAAUUAGGAGGCGACUCUCUGCAAUUCGAAACCCUCAUUUAAGGGUUUUGCGAGCAGCGAGUACAAAUGGAUAUAUAGAUGGUGAAUUUCGAGGAAUUAAUGAUGAAUUUGCGGAUAUAAAGCUCGACGCUGGCAAUGGCGCCGUAGCCAAGGAUUUUAAUAAAGAGUGUUUUCAGCGCGGAAGACAAAUUUUGGAUAUAAUCUUAUCGUUUUUACCCGGUGGAAGUUGGUGGAAAGUGGGGGAUGCGUUUCAGAAUGGGAGCCAGAUCAAGGGUCCUUCGUUAAUUUGUACAUUGAGACGAAUUUGGGCGCUUGUAGCUCCCGAUAAGUUAGUCAUAAUUGGAGCAUUUUCCGCUCUAAUCAUUGCAGCCAUUUCAGAAAUUUCAAUACCUCAUUUUGUUGCAGCAACUAUAUUUUCUGCACAAAGUGGUUCAAAAGUUUAUUUUUAUAGGAAUGCACAGCUAUUGGCCUUGAUGUGCUGCACAUUCGGAUUGUUCAGUGGAAUACGUGGUGGUUGUUUUGGCAUUGCCAAUCAAUUUCUGGUGCAGCGUAUGAGGGAGAAAUUGUUUUUAGUGCUGCUUUGUCAGGAUAUUGCAUUUUUCGACACAGAAGCUGUUGGUGUAUUGACAAGCAGGUUAGGAACAGACUGUGAGCAGGUUUCUCAUAUCAUCGGCAGUGAUUUAAAUAAAAUGUUCCGUAAUGGACUUCAGGGAAUAGGUGCAUUGAUAUAUUUGGUGAUGCUUUCAUGGCAACUUGCACUAUCUACGGUGUUACUCUGCUGCCUCAUGUCAACCAUUCUGUUUUUUUAUGGCAGGUAUCAGAAAAACAUGGCAAAAUUUGCUCAAGAAGUUGUGGCAUCAGCUAAUGAGGUAGCACAAGAGACGCUAUCUUUGGCAAGAAUUGUACGAACAUUUGGGACAGAAAAGCAGGAAUGUGGAAGAUAUUCGAAGUGGUUGAAAAAGUUAGUUGACAUUAAUUUGCGUCAGAAUGUUGCUUAUGGAUUAUGCACAUGGAGCUCAAAUACUUUUUACAAUGCAACCCAGCUACAGGUACAGGCUCGGAUCCGAACGUCAUUGGAAGUUUCAGGACUGAUAGAGCACACAGAGGUUGUCCUAUGGUUCAGAUCUCAGAAAAAAUCCCUAGGAUGGGCGUGGCGCCCUGGUCCUGUCUGUUUUCAGCAGGAUUUGACAGUACAACAGUUUGCAGUGCACAGAUCCCACCCUGUCAGUUAUAGCUUCAGACUUGCAGAAUCAGGACAGUGGCAUGGCACCCUGGUCCUAGACAUUUUGGCUCAGAUUUCAGACACAGGAUUGAGAUUGCCAGAACUGGAAGGCCAUAUCAAGUUCCUGGAUGUUUCUUUUAACUACCCUGCAAGGCCCAUGGUAUCAAGAUGGCGACUCCUAAAGCCCAGAGGAUCUACAAGUCGGUAGGUUCUCAUCAAAGAA
Messenger RNA from Cryptomeria japonica (Japanese cedar), 1793 nucleotides. RefSeq names its product ABC transporter B family member 26, chloroplastic. The transcript is spliced from 12 exons. Gene Ontology annotation, cellular component: membrane. Gene Ontology annotation, biological process: transmembrane transport. The coding region runs from base 183 to 1778 and encodes 531 amino acids. Gene Ontology annotation, molecular function: ATP binding; ABC-type oligopeptide transporter activity. The record is from RefSeq and is a predicted model, not a curated record. Lineage: Eukaryota; Viridiplantae; Streptophyta; Pinopsida; Cupressales; Cupressaceae.